AUGCUUCUAGUUUAUUUUCUCGCCGGCCUCCUUCUCUUCGGUUCCACAACUUCGAAGCAAUUCUAUGAUCCCAAUUCCUGCGCAUCCAAUAAAUUCUCACCAGGUUCUCGGUACAUCUGCAACAAUUCUCUAGCUUCAUGCCCAACAUUCAUAGUCUACCGAGCCCGACCAGGCUUCGAGACUGUAUUGGAGAUUUCCAGGCUGUUUGGUGUGGAGCAACACAAGGUGCUCCAUGCAAACAACCUAACAAGCCCCUCUCAGAUCCUCGAGAAGGACCAGGAGGUUGUAAUUCCAAUUCAUUGCUCAUGCUCUGGCAGUUUCUUCCAAUCCAAUGUCAGCUACUUGAUCCCAAAAGAUGCAACCUUCACCAAAAUUUCUUGUGAGGUUUUCGAAGGCUUGGUGAAAUUUCACACUCUUGUUGAGGAUCUCUCUAAUGCUAAUAAUCUCAAGGUCGGGUCAAAGCUUCCUGUGCCUCUAACCUGUGCUUGUCCUGAUUUCAGUAAUAAUAGAGAUGGAAUUCUGUACCUUGUAACAUACCCAUUUGUUGAAAAAGACGAUAUAGUGGUGGUUGCUGAAAGAUUUGGCAUCUCUCCUAGUGAUAUAUGGGUGGAAAAUAAUGUGGAUGAUCCAGAUACCACAGUCUUUCCAAAUACCACCAUUUUAGUUCCUCUUCGAGCAGAGCCUUCCAUCAAUUCCAGCAUUAAAAAUCCAACCAGUGAAAAGCAUAGUUUCGAUCCAAUGACACCUUCUGUAUUAACUGGAGGCAAGAUGAGUCGAAAGAAUUUAUAUGCGAUUGGCACUGGGGUGGGAAUUUUUUUCAUACUUCUUGGAUUAUCUGGCUUGGUGUUCUAUUACAAGACCAGCUAUAAAUUGAGAGAGAAUAAAUGUGACUCUUUAUCCACACGGAGCUCCACAACAUCAUGCUUGUCUCCUGAUUUGGUUGCGGAGAUGUCUAAGUACUCUCUUAUCAGUUACAGCUUCAAUGAGCUCAGGCAGGCUGCAGGGGGUUUCAGUGAAGACACCAAAUUGGGUUCUUCAGUUUACAAGGGAAGGCUCGGAGGCACAGAUGUUAUCAUAAAAAGAAUGGGAUUUGGCGAUGCUCGAAGAACCAUUAGUAUAUACUCGAAGAUCAAUCACAUUAAUAUCAUUAACUUGGAGGGUGUUUGCUAUGGAGAGAGUGACUUCUCUUCGACGUAUUUGGUGUUCGAGUUCGCGCGAAAUGGAUGCCUGAGAGAUUGUUUGAGGAAUCCAGCAAACGUUCUCCCAUGGCAUAGAAGGACUCAGAUUGCUUUCGAUGUGGCCACCGGGCUUCACUACAUUCAUCACUGCACGGUCCCAUCUUACAUUCACAUGAACAUCACCAGUAGAAGCAUCUUGAUCACAGAAGAUUGGAGAGCAAAAAUUGCAAACUUAGGAAUGGGUACUGUCAUCAAUUCUGGUAAGGAGAGGGGUGAUGUUAUGAUUACUUCUGAGGGGUGGAUUGCACCUGAGUACCUUGAAAAUGGUUCGGCUUCAGACAAAGUGGAUGUGUUUGCAUUUGGGGUUGUUUUGUUGGAGCUCCUUUCUGCCAAAGAGGCUAGAGAUGGGACUUUUGUGAAGAAGCUGGAAUUUUUGACUGCAGGAGGAAGUGCUGCUAGUGGUUGUUUUGAGGAGUUGGGAGGUUUCAUGGAUCCAUCUCUUAAGGAUUACCCCGUCAGCGAAGCUUUGUGCAUGGCUAUUUUAGCCAAGGCUUGUCUGGAGGAUGAUCCCUUGCCUCGCCCAUCAACAAAUGACAUCCUUAAGAUCCUUGCAAGGAUGGUUAUAACUUCAUACCAUUAUUGUAAUAAUUUAAGUCUAUAA
Molecule: messenger RNA, 1839 nt
Organism: Elaeis guineensis (African oil palm)
Lineage: Eukaryota; Viridiplantae; Streptophyta; Magnoliopsida; Arecales; Arecaceae
Product: lysM domain receptor-like kinase 4
Biological process (GO): protein phosphorylation
Molecular function (GO): ATP binding; protein kinase activity
Source: RefSeq, a predicted model, not a curated record